Molecule: messenger RNA, 1573 nt
Organism: Aspergillus alliaceus
Lineage: Eukaryota; Fungi; Ascomycota; Eurotiomycetes; Eurotiales; Aspergillaceae
Product: putative oxidoreductase
Exons: 2
Coding region: 1-1287 (428 amino acids)
Source: RefSeq, a predicted model, not a curated record
AUGCCUAUUCCCUUGCUUGCACAGGGGUACCAGGAGGGUAUCUCCUCUAUUCCUUAUGCGUGGGCGACUCUAAAGGUCGUGCCAUGGGUACUUUUGGUUGGUGCUUUGAAGUAUUAUUUUGGGGGUGCCCGGAAUCAGUCGGAGCGGUUGCUGCAUUCGAAGGUUGUGAUGGUUACGGGCGGAACAUCAGGAAUUGGAGCCAGCGUUGUUCACGAACUUGCAUCCCGCGGUGCCCAGGUCAUCCUCCUUACGCAACACGCCCCAUCGGACAUCUUCCUAAUUGAAUAUAUCGAGGAUCUACGGAAAUCAACGAACAACCAGCUCAUCUAUGCCGAGCAGGUAGAUUUAGCCUCUUUGCACUCGAUCCGCACGUUCGCGACGAAAUGGAUCGAUAACGUCCCCCCACGCCGACUGGACAUGAUUGUCCUGUGCGCAAAUACGGCAGUGCCUUCUUCCAGUCGAAAGCUGACCGGGGAUGGACUGGACGAGGAGUGGCAGGUGAACUACCUUGCCAAUUUCCACCUCUUGAGUAUCCUCAGCCCGGCACUAAGGGCCCAGCCGGCUCAUCGUGAUGUGCGGGUCAUUUUCACGACAUGCUCGAGCUAUAUCGGUGCCAAACUCGACAUGAACCAGAUAGAAGCGACUUCUAUUCCUGGCGCUGGUGCUUCUAACCGGGGAACGAAGUCUGGCAAUAAUGGGAAGAAAACAAGGGCUCAAUCGAAAUCAAAGCCUAGUCUUUUCGGAGCAAGUAAACUUGCGUUGAUGGCAUUCGCUCAUUCCUUCCAGAAGCACUUAAAUGCUUAUGAACGCCCUGAUAAGAUGCCUCCGUGUACGCGUGUGAUUGUUGUUGACCCUGGCUUCAGCCGCACUCCGGGUACCCGUCGCUGGUUGACGGGCGGUUCCCUCUGGGGACUUCUUCUCUAUCUCAUUGCCUGGCCAUUUUGGUGGUUGGUCCUCAAGUCACCGCAACAAGGCGCCCAGAGUAUCCUGUAUGCCGCCAUGGAGGCCAAGUAUGGCCGUGGCACGGGUGGUUGGAUGAUCAAAGAAUGUCGGGAGGUUGACUUUGCUCGCACAGAUAUAAAGGAUGAAGAGGCCGGGAAGCUGCUUUGGCAAUUUAGCGAAAAGCAAAUUGAACUCAAGGAGAAAGAAAGCGCUGUAAAAAGGGCACUGGCCAACAAGGAGCAGCAGGAGAAGGAAAAUCAGACAAGCAAUAACUCAUCGAAUCCUAAGUCUGCAGUGAAGGAACAGACCCCUGGGUCUCGACGAAGCCGAAAGGCGAACAAAUAAACCACACGCCAAAAAUGAUUCGAACAAAAAAAAAUUGAUAGAGCUCCAAAAGCAAUUUUUACAUUUUCAUGCUUUCUAUAUCUAUGACUGUACUUGUGAUAUAUGUUUGUAAGAUCAUGAAGGAGCACAUAAUAGCCAAUUAUUCAGUUAAACAAAGAGAUAUGUGGCUCGACAAAAGAAACAAAGAAAAAGAAAUUCGUCUCAUCCAGUCUACUGGGCUUUUUGUGUCUAUCGAGGGGCGAUUUCGAUGAUCCCUCCACCUUCGCAUCAUAGAUCCAAGCAUCCU